Molecule: messenger RNA, 3213 nt
Organism: Conger conger (European conger)
Lineage: Eukaryota; Metazoa; Chordata; Actinopteri; Anguilliformes; Congridae
Product: mitogen-activated protein kinase kinase kinase 13-like
Exons: 14
Coding region: 1-3177 (1058 amino acids)
Biological process (GO): protein autophosphorylation; JNK cascade
Molecular function (GO): ATP binding; JUN kinase kinase kinase activity
Source: RefSeq, a predicted model, not a curated record
AUGAAAAGCGUGACGUGGGCAGAGCCCCGAGCGAGCAGCCCCGCGGACGCUCACUCUCAGCACAGACACUGCAGGAUCUCCCCUCUGCCAUCCUUCUCCUCCUCUCCCUCCAUCCAUACAUCCGUCAGCGUGCAGAUUUUCUCCUCUCCCAUCGAACGCGAGACAGAGGACCAUGGGUCUCUGCUCUGUCGUCUGCAUCUCCCAGCUGAGCCCAGGCAGGAGCAUGUGUUAGGGAAGGGCCUGCCUCUUGCCUCCCUUCUUCUGCUUCUCCACACGCACUGCAUCAUGGGAACCUCCCCGGAGGUGCUCUCCUGGACCUCCUGCCCCAGUCUCCUGGUGGGCAAGCUGAAGGAGGAGCUUAAGCUGACAGUUGUAGGCGAGGCCAUAAAAAAGACCAAUCAAAACUCGCCCCUCCAGCCGCCGUCCCUCCUCUCCCCCUCCCCAUUGCGGACCCCCGCGGACCUGCCCCCGCCUUCCCCCCAGGGCCUGCGGCCCCCCAGACGGGACGAGGAAACCACGUCCGGGGGAGGAACCUCCCCCGUGGGGGCUCUGAGCGAGGACUCGUCCCGUGAAAACAGGAACUUCGACAACAGCGUCCUGCAGCUGCAGGAGCAGGAGGAUGGGGAGUCGCCCUCGUCUGGCAGUUUGGGGGGCAGUAGGGCCGAGGACGCCAUGGAUGGAGGGGGGCUUCCAGCGGAGCACGGAGGAGGAGGGGGCGCUCGAGAUCGCCCACGCGGCAACGUCAAGCUCCGCUUCCACAGGGCGGGGCACGGCAACAGCGGCUUCCUGGAGGGCCUGCUGGGAUGUCUGAAGCCUGUCUGGAACAUCAUCGGGAAGACCUACUCCACAGAGUACAAGCUCCAGCAGCAAGACCAAUGGGAGGUCCCGUUUGAGGAGAUCUCUGAGCUUCAGUGGCUGGGCAGUGGGGCUCAGGGCGCUGUUUUCCUGGGGAAGUUCCACUCCGAGGAGGUGGCCAUCAAGAAAGUCCGUGAACAGAAGGAGACGGACAUCAAGCACCUGCGCAAACUCAAGCACCCCAACAUCAUCGGCUUCAAGGGUGUGUGUACUCAGGCUCCGUGUUACUGCAUUAUCAUGGAGUACUGUGCACAGGGGCAGCUGUACGAAGUCCUGAGGGCAGGACGCAAGGUCACCCCCCGACUCCUGGUGGACUGGGCCUCAGGCAUCGCCAGCGGCAUGAACUACCUGCAUCUCCACAAGAUCAUCCACCGGGACCUCAAGUCCCCAAAUGUGUUGGUCACCCACAAUGACAAUGUGAAAAUCUCGGACUUUGGAACCUCCAAGGAGCUCAGUGACAAGAGUACCAAGAUGUCCUUUGCGGGCACCGUGGCCUGGAUGGCUCCAGAGGUGAUCAGAAAUGAACCGGUUUCUGAGAAGGUGGACAUCUGGUCUUUUGGUGUGGUACUGUGGGAGCUGUUGACAGGGGAGAUCCCCUAUAAGGAUGUGGACUCCUCCGCCAUCAUCUGGGGCGUGGGGAGCAACAGCCUGCACCUCCCUGUGCCUUCCACCUGCCCCGACGGCUUCAAGAUCCUCAUGAAGCAGACAUGGCAGGGGAAGCCCAGGAACAGGCCCUCAUUUCGGCAGAUUCUCCUGCACCUGGACAUCGCCUCCGCAGACGUGCUGGGUGCCCCUCAGGAGACCUACUUUAAGUCUCAGGCGGAGUGGAGGGAAGAGGUGAAGAAGCAUUUUGAAAAGAUAAAGAGCGAGGGCACCUGCAUCCACCGCCUGGACGAGGAGCUGAUUCGUCGGCGGAGGGAUGAGCUCCGGCAUGCUCUGGACAUCCGGGAGCAUUACGAGAGGAAGCUGGACAGAGCCAACAACCUCUACAUGGAGCUGAGUGCUAUUAUGCUGCAGUUAGAGGUCCGGGAGAAAGACCUCAUGAAGAGGGAGCAGGCAGUGGAGAAGAAGUACCCUGUGACGUGUAAGCGCCACCCAGUCCGGCCCAUCGUGAGAUCCAACGCUGUGGAGAAGCUUAUCAAGAAGAAAGGCAGUGUGCCCCACAAGCCAGGGGGUCAAACAGCCAAAAGGCCAGACCUCCUUCACUCUGAGGGGAUCCCCAAUAUGGAGGUGCUGCCCUCCCCAUCGCCCCUGUCCGGUAGCCCCCGCGGGUCCACGCCGCCCGGCAGGACCAGGCACCGCAGCAGGCCUCGCCACCGGCGGACCAACAGCAAGGGCAGCCACAGCGACUUCCCAGCAGCCCUGAAGGGCGAGGCCUGGGGCGCCGAGGAGCAGCAGCCUCUCCAGCAGCACCACCACCAGCUGCCAGCAGCGGGGGUCCUCCUGCCCCUGCAGGGCCGUGAGCACGCCGUGGCUAACUGCGCUAACAGCCUGCGGUACUUUGGCCCAGCUGCCGCCCUGCGCAGCCCGCAGACCGACCACCAGCAGCGGCGACUCUCCGGACCCGGCCCCGACCUCAUCUCCAGCAUUGCCGCGGCUGAUUGGCUCCCCAGGCCUGCCUCACCCCGCCUCUGCUGCAGGGCCCACCCCUUCCCCGGCCGCCUGGACUCCCAGGAGAGCAGCCCCGCCCCCGGCCUCCCUGCCCCGCCCCUGUACUCCCUGCUGAGCGCCUGCGAAGGGGCCCCACCCGCUCACCCACGAACCCGCAAUGCCCUGGAGAAGGGGGCACUGCCAGGAGAGUCUCCUGGCAACCGCUCCCCCCCUGGGCCGCCACACGCCCACCGGCUCCUCGUGAAGGCUGGUGAUGAGUCAUCUGAGGAGGAAGAGGGUGAGGUGGACAGUGAGGUUGAGUUUCCACGGAGACAGAGACCUCACCGCUGCAUGAGCACCUUCCAGUCCUGCUCCACCUUCAGCUCGGAGAACCUGUCUGCGUCAGACGGAGAGGAGGGGAACACCAGCGACCGCUCCCACAGCGGGCCCCUCGGCGGCCCCGGGGCCAGCCGGGAGGGGCCCCUGGAUGAGCUGCUGUCCCGCACGCCUGACAUCCCCAUCGACAUCUCCACCCAGUCCGACGGGCUGUCCGACAAGGAGUGCGCCGUGCGCCGUGUCAAAACGCAGAUCUCCCUGGGCAAGCUGUGUGCUGAGGAGCAUGGCUACGAGAGCCCACUGCGUUUCAGGGAGCUGGACUGUGAGUCUUCAGAGGCAGAGUGUUCAGACAGCACCCUUAGGAGCCAGAAAGCCUGUGGCCCGUCCUCAUGGUGAACUUCCCCCAUCCACCGUCUCCACCACCACCAUCAC